Molecule: messenger RNA, 2093 nt
Organism: Lepus europaeus (European hare)
Lineage: Eukaryota; Metazoa; Chordata; Mammalia; Lagomorpha; Leporidae
Gene: AK4
Product: adenylate kinase 4
Exons: 5
Coding region: 147-818 (223 amino acids)
Biological process (GO): nucleobase-containing compound metabolic process
Cellular component (GO): cytoplasm; mitochondrion
Molecular function (GO): AMP kinase activity; nucleoside diphosphate kinase activity; ATP binding
Source: RefSeq, a predicted model, not a curated record
GGAGGGGAGGGGCCGGCUUAAAAGUCUCUCCUUCCCCUGUAGGGGCGGCCGGCGAGUUCCCUCGCGAGCGGACGGUGCCGGAGGCAGGGGCCGAACCUUAAAGUUCCCGGGGCUCCCUCCGGGGCCGCCCCCUUCUCGCCGAGGCAAUGGCUUCCAAACUCCUGCGCGCGGUCAUCCUCGGGCCGCCUGGAUCGGGCAAGGGCACCGUGUGCCAGAGGAUCGCCCAGAACUUCGGCCUGCAGCACCUCUCCAGCGGCCACUUCUUGAGGGAGAACAUCAAGGCUAGCACUGAAGUUGGUGAUAUGGCAAAGCAAUACCUAGAGAAAGGUCUUCUGGUCCCAGAUCAUGUCAUCACACGCCUCAUGCUGUCGGAGCUGGAGAACAGGAGCGGCCAGCACUGGCUACUGGACGGUUUCCCAAGGACAUUAGUUCAGGCUGAAGCCCUGAACAAAAUCUGUGACCUGGAUCUAGUGAUCACUUUGAACAUUCCAUUUGAGACACUCAAAGAUCGACUCAGCCGUCGUUGGAUUCACCCUCCCAGUGGAAGAGUGUAUAACCUGGACUUUAACCCACCCCACGUACCUGGAAUUGAUGACAUCACUGGUGAACCAUUAAUCCAACAAGAAGAUGAUAAACCUGAAGCAGUUGCUGCCAGGCUGAGACGGUAUAAGGACGCGGCAAAGCCAGUCAUUGAACUGUACAAGAGCCAAGGAGUGCUUCACCAGUUUUCUGGCACGGAGACUAAUAAAAUCUGGCCUUAUGUUUACACACUUUUCUCCAACAAGAUUGCACCUAUUCAAUCCAAAGAAGCAUACUGAGCCUGCCCAAUGGAAGAGCCAGGAAGACAUGGCCGUUCAUUCAGUCGUGUGUGUAGUAUUGGUGCCGUGUCCAAAUUAGAAGCUAGCUGGGAUAGCUUGCAGCAUCUUUUCUAGUUUACAUGGUGAACUGAUAGGAAAACUAAUGAGUAGCACGAGCUCAUGAAGAGGCCCUCCUCUGCCUUCCAAAAGAAGGCUCGCCUACAUGUGCUUAAGGUGUCUCCACACAUGUCCAGCCCUUCCUGCGAAGCAAGUGCAGGCUGGAAUUCAAAGGGUGCGGAAGCUAAGUCUGGCCGACUUCAGACAGCAGCACCUUCUUUUGCCCACAGUGGCAGUAGUCUCUGGUUGUCCCGGUCCCCAUGUCCCCAUGCUGUUGAACUGCCGUACUCGUUCCGAGCUUUGUCUCAGGUUACCUGGCAUGUGUUCCCCCUAGUGACAAUGGAAUGGAAGCUGUUGCUCUCAGUGGUUGCUUCUCUGAUCUUGAGUGACCAUGCCCACAGGUCCCUCUGCCCCCGUAGGAGUGAUUCCUCCUUUUUUACAUCCAUGCAUAGGAUCUUUGCUUUUCAGACAUUUAGGAGGUAACAAUUUGGCUUCUAUUAAUUUUUAGAGAGUAUUUUGUUUUUAAACUUGUCUUCCCUCAUUGUAGCCCAUCAAAUAAUGUGAGUAGAUAGUGAUCACUUUUAUUGCUUUCCAGUUUCCCUAAAAACUGAGAGCUAGGGGACUCCAUUGAAUUUUUUCCUGUACUUCGAAUGGAGCUGUCAGAGGAUCUGACUUAAACUGCAAGUCUGCCUCUCAUGGGCUCACACUGCUCCUUUCUUUUAUUAUACCCCUAAGACUCUUUUAGGGAACCUCCAAAAAAAAGGGGGGGGGAAGCAUUCACCUCUGUAAAUUUUGAAAGAUCUUGGUAUAGAAAUAAUAAGACCAUAAGGAAUUACUGGACUAAUAGCAUAGGUAAACUUUGUAUUCCUGAAACAUUGUGUUUUGAAAAUGCUGCUAAAUGUUGAUGCUGACAGUAUUUUUCUCCUGUGAGUGAUCCAGGCACGUUAUAAACAGUUAGUGAAGGGAAUGAAGCCUUCAGGGGUGAGGAAAAUGUUGCACUAGCCAUGCCUAGACUGAAUGUGACAGCUUUACGAUUACGGAAAAGCAAAAUCUUCAGUUCUUUUCUAUUCCAAAGAUUCAUUCCAUGGGGUGGCCCUAAAGUCUGGAAAUAUAGAUACUAAUAUUUUGUCAUGUAUUAUAAUGUAAUAUCAAUAAACCAAGACUUGCCUGGUUUCUGGA